Knipowitschia caucasica is the source of this 369-nucleotide messenger RNA. Lineage: Eukaryota; Metazoa; Chordata; Actinopteri; Gobiiformes; Gobiidae. The record is from the annotation of a GenBank genome assembly.
AUGACUUUCUAUGACUCUGUGGUGGAUGUUCACUGGAGCUGGAGUAGCAGAGUGACGUCUGCGGAAAUCCACCACCAUCUCCUUGGUCUUCCCCGCGUUGAUGAGGAGGUGGUUCCGCUGACACCAGUCCACAAAGUUCUGUAUAACUCCUCUGUACUCUGCGUCAUCGUCCUCGGAGCUGAGUCCGAUGAUGGCAGAGUCGUCGGAGAUCUUCUGGAGGACACAGCCGUCCGUGUUGUGUCUGAAGUCCGCAGUGUAGAGGGUGAAGAGGAACGGCGCGAGGACAGUUCCCUGGGGGCCCCCCCACACUGCAGGUCAGGACCUCAGACACAAAGUCCCCUGUUCUCCCAAACUGGGGUCUGUCUGUGA